Paramecium octaurelia is the source of this 883-nucleotide messenger RNA. NCBI's taxonomy places the organism in Eukaryota, Ciliophora, Oligohymenophorea, Peniculida, Parameciidae. The record is from the annotation of a GenBank genome assembly.
AUGAGUAAUUACGAAAGUCCCUCUACAGUAUCUAUCAUCUUAUAAUUUGUCUAGAAUUCCAAAUACAGUAGACACAAAGGCUAUUUAAAGUGGGAACUUGCUAAUAAGGAUGUUAGUGGUGCAUUUGAUGCUCAACAACUAUAAUUAGAAAAGGGACUAAUCAAUCGGGAUAGAUAAGCAAACUCCUUAAUGAUACCUUCAAUGAAAUCACCCUAAUCUUCAAAAAUUAGUCCUGAACCCUCAACUACAAGGGAACAUACCUGUUGUGACAAAUUAGAUGAAUAAAGCAAGCAAUAUGUAAUAGCAAUCCAAUUAAAAUGUAGUAAUUAAUCAUAAAUGAGCAAAUGAAUAAAUUAACUGAGUUAAAUUUAUUGAUUUAACAACAUUCUAAACUCUUGAUUGAGUCUUACAAUCAAGGAUUAGAAGAUGCUAAAACUCAAUAAUAAAAGGAAUAAUAGAUUUUAGAAAAUAAUCGGUUAUUGAGAGAAAGGGAUAGAUAGAUUCAAGAGUGGGAAGAGAGGUACAAUAAGGAGAAAAAGAUUGGUGAUGAAAAGGAAGAAGAGAUUCGGUAGAUAUGGAUUUUAGUUUAAUAGUGAACUUGAAAAGCAGGUAAAAGAAUUGGCAACUCAAGUUGUCAUAACUACAAGUGCCACGGAUUUGGAAAGUGAGAAAAACCAAUGGAAAAAUAAAUUUAUCACAUUAAAUAAACAGUUUAAUGAAGCUGAAUAGCAAGUGGUUGUACUUGAAAAUGAGAUUGACAUGUUGAAAUAACAGUAGAAAAAGACUGAAGUUAGAGUAAAAUAUUUAUUCCAAAGUCUAGACAAGCACGAGAAGAAAAACAGUUACAAAGGAUAUCCCUAUGCCUUGAUAAUUUCAUAUUGGC